Molecule: messenger RNA, 1308 nt
Organism: Phytophthora nicotianae INRA-310
Lineage: Eukaryota; Oomycota; Peronosporomycetes; Peronosporales; Peronosporaceae
Exons: 5
Coding region: 1-1308 (435 amino acids)
Source: RefSeq, a predicted model, not a curated record
AUGCCCACGACGACCAAGUGGACGACUGUCUAUAGCGACAUGGCUCGAGAGGACUCCCAACUGCUCAUGGAAGACAUGAAGGUGUUCAUCAUCGUCAAGAGUCAGCUGGUUCCAUGCGUCGUGUGUGCGCUGACCAAGCCACACAAGAUGCGUUACCAACUGUUAAGAUAUUCCUCGGAAACAUGCAAGGCAGCAGCACCGUAUGACGCGUGCCCAUGGAAGGGGAAGGUUCUCACGUGUCAAGGACUUAACCGCACGCUGGUGAAGGAGCCCCAAAAGGUCAAGUUGACUCCACGGCUGAAGGAUUACGGCCGUGAAAUGGUGACGCAAGGCCUCAAGCCCUCUCGAAUUCGCAAUGGAAUGGCUCGACGUUUUGGACUUACUGAGUCGGAGUUGCCGACGCUGCGUCAGGUGCAAUGGUUCGUCAGCAGCUAUUCGAAGAAGAACCUCCACCGCAAUGACGACUAUGACCAAAUCCUGAGCCAAAUCGAUCAGCUGGCGUAUGUUGGGCUGACAACUAAAAGACUUUUGCUGAAUGCGGCUCGCGACCCGGAGACGUUCGUUUUCCACAUGGAUGCCACCUUCAAGUUGAACCAAGUCGGGUAUCCUGUCAUCGUGUGUGGGAUCUCUGACAAGUGUCGCUCAUUUAACCUCAUGACACUUUUCAUUACGUCGCAACGCUUGGAGGACAUUUACGUGACAGUGCUGACUGAACUGCGCAGGAGUUUUGCUUCAGUGUCGGGUGGGCGUCAACUGGUGGUCAAGUUCGUCAUGGCCGACGCUGAAGCUGCUCAACAGAACGCAGUGGUGGUGGUGGACGUUUACGACCUGCAUUUUGCGGCUAGCCAAGAUGUCUAUGACGAACAAGUGAACACGAUUCUAACGAGUCGGUCGGACGAAGAGCAGAUGGUAUGGUUCCGAGGCUAUUUCGAACGCACGUGGCGUGACUACACACUGCGGACCAAACAUAAGAUCGGGACGCUGAUCCAGUUGCUGGCGGAUUGUUGCGGACAUCAGUCAGUGACUCCAAGAAUCUUCAAGGAAUCCCCUGAGGCCACCCAGCAGUUAAAUGCAAGGGUUAAGGAUUUUCGCCGCCGCGAUCUUCUUGUGGACAUGACUCCGAGCCGAUCCAGUAUCGACUUCCAACUAGUUUCCCCCAACCCAGACGUGGUUAGGGUGCUGUUACGUGGCUGCGCGCUUGUUUACCUCCCGAAGCUCGGGCGCAGUCGUGAGGUGGGUCCAGUAUCGGCGCAAAUGGGAGUUAAUUACGCGCGAAUGGAAGUGGUUGGGAAGCCUGAGGGUGGCUGA